GACGGAGCUGUUGGAGUGCGCCUGCGCGGAAGCGCCGCCAUUUUGGCCGUGCUGAUAGUCUGAUGUUGUAAGGAAGGCUGAGCCGAGGCCGAGCAGCGCGUCGCGAAAUGGCCAAUAUCGCAGUGCAGCGAAUUAAACGAGAGUUUAAGGAGGUCUUGAAGAGCGAAGAGACCAGCAAAAAUCAAAUCAAAGUAGAACUCGUAGAUGAAAACUUUACAGAAUUGAGGGGUGAGAUUGCUGGGCCUCCUGACACACCAUACGAAGGGGGGCGUUAUCAACUAGAAAUUAAAAUUCCAGAAACAUAUCCAUUUAAUCCUCCAAAGGUUCGGUUUAUUACAAAAAUUUGGCAUCCAAAUAUUAGUUCAGUAACAGGAGCUAUUUGUUUGGAUAUUUUGAAAGAUCAAUGGGCUGCUGCAAUGACUUUAAGAACAGUUUUAUUAUCAUUACAAGCCUUAUUGGCAGCAGCAGAACCAGAUGAUCCACAGGAUGCAGUCGUGGCACAACAGUACAAGCAAAAUCCAGAGAUGUUUAAACAGACAGCCCGACUCUGGGCGCACGUAUAUGCUGGAGCGCCUGUUCCUAGCCCUGAGUACACUAGAAAGGUAGACAAACUGUGUGCUAUGGGCUUUGAUAAAAACGCAGUAAUAGUGGCCUUGUCUUCACAAUCCUGGGACGUGGAGUGUGCAACAGAACGACUUCUCAGUAACUGAUGAAUUUGGGAUCCCUUCUGUCCCCAGAUGCCCUUUCAUUGACAAACACCUCUACCCUUUGUUCUUUCUGGGUUCUGCAUAGAUUCCAUUUUAAACAUCACUGUAAUAUGUGAUAAUCGCUAUAAACGAGACUGGAUUCGAUGCUCUGUAAAUAAAGCUCUCAAAAGAUCUGUGUAAAUUAAAACAAAGGGGAAACGUGAAAUACAUUUUAAUUUUUUUUCCUACUCACCAUUGUAAGGACCCUGAGUUUGAGUUGCAGUCAUCCCUGAAGAUGACACACACAUCUGCUUUAGUACAGUUUAACAAAGUGACCAAGGCUUUUGAUUGCAUCAGUUUGUUUUUGAUAAUAAAAACAUGUAAUGUGGCCUGCAUCUUAGGAAAUAAUUGAUUUCUAUUUUUUGAAUGUGUCAUAGCUUCUGCAGCCGUUACUUGUGGUAAUACUUCUGAUCAGAGAUGAUGUUUCGUGAAAGGCUGCUUUACUCUAAUCGUGACAUUAAUGCACAAGUUCAUGUGAAGACAUUUAUGAAUGUUAAUUUUCAUGGGUAUUAAAUCAAAGGUUGAACAGUA
Messenger RNA from Stegostoma tigrinum, 1277 nucleotides. It is a transcript of the gene ube2kb, whose product is annotated as ubiquitin-conjugating enzyme E2Kb (UBC1 homolog, yeast). Gene Ontology annotation, molecular function: ubiquitin conjugating enzyme activity; protein binding. Gene Ontology annotation, cellular component: nucleus. The transcript is spliced from 7 exons. Bases 108 to 710 code for a protein of 200 amino acids. Gene Ontology annotation, biological process: proteasome-mediated ubiquitin-dependent protein catabolic process; protein polyubiquitination. The record is from RefSeq and is a predicted model, not a curated record. NCBI's taxonomy places the organism in Eukaryota, Metazoa, Chordata, Chondrichthyes, Orectolobiformes, Stegostomatidae.